Molecule: messenger RNA, 7675 nt
Organism: Cottoperca gobio
Lineage: Eukaryota; Metazoa; Chordata; Actinopteri; Perciformes; Bovichtidae
Product: mitogen-activated protein kinase kinase kinase kinase 4-like
Biological process (GO): protein phosphorylation
Cellular component (GO): cytosol
Molecular function (GO): ATP binding; protein kinase activity
Source: RefSeq, a predicted model, not a curated record
GCGGUACAGCAGGCAGGGCUCCAGCAGUUGGUCGGUAUGUAGCAGCGGCGGAGCUUCUGCCCGGGAUUACAAAGAGGGAAAAACGCGCCUUGGAUAGAAAAUAUCACCAACGGGAUUAACAAUAAAACCACCCGAGGAUGAGACACACACCGUCCGCCUGAAGGAGACUAAAACACGCCGUUAUUCCGCUGAAUUAUCACCGUUUUUUACGAAAAUGGCGAACGAGUCCCCGGCCAAAAGUCUGGUGGAUAUAGACCUAGCAUCCCUGAGGGAUCCUGCUGGGAUCUUCGAGUUGGUGGAAGUGGUCGGAAAUGGCACAUAUGGACAAGUCUACAAGGGUCGACAUGUCAAGACGGGACAACUGGCGGCCAUCAAGGUCAUGGACGUCACGGAGGACGAAGAGGAAGAAAUCAAGCUGGAAAUCAACAUGCUGAAGAAGUACUCCCACCAUAGAAACAUAGCCACCUACUACGGAGCCUUCAUCAAGAAGAGUCCUCCGGGCCACGACGACCAGCUUUGGCUGGUGAUGGAGUUCUGCGGCGCCGGUUCCAUCACAGAUCUGGUGAAGAACACUAAAGGCAACACACUGAAGGAGGACUGGAUCGCCUACAUCUCCCGAGAGAUCCUCAGGGGAUUAGCUCACUUGCAUGCUCAUCACGUCAUCCACCGUGACAUCAAGGGACAGAACGUGCUUCUGACUGAAAACGCUGAAGUCAAACUGGUGGACUUCGGGGUGAGUGCUCAGCUGGACCGCACGGUCGGUCGGAGGAACACCUUCAUCGGGACGCCGUACUGGAUGGCUCCAGAAGUCAUCGCUUGUGAUGAAAACCCCGAUGCAACCUACGACUACCGGAGUGACCUGUGGUCCUGUGGAAUCACAGCCAUAGAGAUGGCUGAGGGAGCUCCCCCUCUGUGCGACAUGCAUCCAAUGAGAGCCCUCUUCCUCAUCCCCAGAAACCCUCCUCCUCGACUCAAGUCCAAAAAAUGGUCGAAGAAGUUCUUCAGCUUCAUCGAGGGCUGCCUGGUGAAGAACUACACUCAGCGCCCCCCCACUGAACAGCUGCUGAAGCACCCUUACAUCCGGGACCAGCCCAACGAGAGGCAGGUCCGCAUCCAGCUCAAAGACCACAUCGACCGGACCAAGAAGAAGAGGGGCGAGAAGGAUGAGACGGAGUAUGAAUACAGUGGCAGUGAAGAAGAGGAGGAGGAGGCGUCUGAGCAGGAAGGAGAGCCGAGCUCCAUAGUCAACGUGCCAGGAGAGUCCACUUUGCGCCGCGACUUCAUCCGGCUGCAGCAGGAGAACAAGGAGCGCUCGGAGGCGCUGCGCCGCCAGCAGCACCUCCAGGAGCAGCAGCUCCGCGAGCAGGAGGAGUACAAGCGGCAGCUCCUGGCCGAGAGGCAGAAACGUAUCGAGCAGCAGAAGGAGCAGAGGAGGCGGCUGGAGGAGCAACAACGGCGUGAGCGCGAGAUGAGGAGGCAGCAGGAGCGGGAGCAGCGGCGCCGCGAGCAGGAGGAGAAGAGACGCGUGGAGGAGAUGGAGCGACGCCGCAAAGAGGAGGAGGAGCGCAGGAGGGCCGACGAGGAGAAGAGGAGGGCUGACCGAGAACAGGAGUACAUCCGUCGUCAGCUGGAGGAGGAGCAGAGGCACCUGGAGAUCCUGCAGCAGCAGCUGCUCCACGAACAGGCCAUGCUGCUGGAGCAUAAAUGGCGGGAGCUUGAGGAGCAGCGCCAAGCCCAGAAGCUCCAGAGGCAGCUGCAGCAGGAGCAGGCCUACCUGCUGUCCCUCCAGCACAACCCGAGCCUGGAGAGUAACAAAACGUCCCAGCGGCAGAGCACCAAAGCCCCACAGAACGAUGAGCAGGACAGAGUAAAGAGCUCUGAGCCGGACUCAGCAGAACUACAGCUGCAGAGCAGAGACUCUGAGCAGACCAGUCAAAAUCUCAGUCUGGAGAAAACUGCAGAACCCGAGCUACCUGUGGCUGACCGGCAAGGCCCCGCCCCUGACUCUGAGCCAAUCAGAGAGGCGGACGAGCGAUACCGGAAGAACAUCCAGGGUUCUCCUCAGGCAGCUCAGAUCAAACCACCGCAGCCCCCGGUGCCACCGCGCUCCGAGUCCUCCCACCCUAAUGGGAACGCGGCAUCUGAGGCGCCCGCCGUGCACCGGCCUGUGGAACCACAGGUCCGUUCCCACGUGGCUGCUUUAAAGAGCAGCGUGGCCUCGUCAAACUCCUCCGCCACCACCCUGCACCCCUUCGGCGAGCCGCUCGCCCCUAGCUUUGACAACCUUCGCAACAGCCAGGAACACCAUCACCCUCCAUCUUCAUCACCGCCCUCAUCAUCAACGCCUGCACGCACUGACCCGCAACCCACCCCCCAGCAUAGGGCCCGUGAACCGGCCCCUUCAGCGGAGGUCCCGCCCAGGGUUCCUGUAAGGACUACAUCAAGGUCCCCGGUGUUGUCAAGGCGAGACUCGCCUCAUCACCACGGCAACGCCUCACACGGCAGCCAUGCUGUGCACCGCCCCGCUGCCAGUGCGGCAGAGCCUCGGCUGCUGUGGGAGCGAGUGGAGAAACUGGUUCCCAGACCAACCAGUAACAGCGGCAGCGGAGGCUCCAGUUCCUCCAGCAGCUCCAGUAACUCCAGCUCUCAGCCCGGUUCUCACUGUGGCUCUGGAGAAAGAUUCAGGGCCCGCUCCUCCUCCAAAUCUGAGGGCUCGCCCCUCCAGCGGCCAGAGAAUGCUGGGAAAAAACCAGAGGAGAGGAGGGACUUGGUCAGGCCAAGCAGACCAGCGGACCUGACGGCUCUGGCCAAGGAGCUGCGUGCAGUGGAUGACGUUCGCCCCCCAAAUAAGGUGACAGAUUAUUCAUCCUCCAGUGAUGAUUCGGACACCACUGAUGACGAUGACGACGAAGAGGUGGACCAGGAGGCAGGCGAAGAGUCGACCUCUGGCCCGGAGGACUCCAGAGCUGUUUCCUCCAGGCUGAGCAACGGAGAGACGGAGUCAGUGAAAACCAUGAUCGUUCAUGAUGAAGGCGAGAGCGAUGCAGGCUCAACGCCCUGCAAAGACAGCACGCUGAUCGUCAGACAGAGUGCAGGUGACAACAGAAAGCGUCCGAGCCCCGGCCCGGGCCAAGCUCAGACCCCCGGCCCGCUUGCAGGCUUUGCCCCAAGUCCUGGCUCGGCGUCGAGCCCGGGCCUCGGCCACCACACCCCCAGCCCCCAUCAUCACCACCACCACCACCACCAUCACCCCACACAGCACUCGGACAGGAACGGCUUUGCUGGCCGCAUCCAUCACCUCCCAGACCUGAUCCAGCAGAGCCACCAUUUCCCCCUCCCCUCCUCCUCCGCAUCCAACUCACCUUCCUCCUCCAGCCUUGCCAGCCCCUCCACCAUGUCCCCCCAGAGUCCCCUGGACAAGCUCAGCCUCCUCAUAGAGAGCCAGUCUAGUAACAACAUGCAGAAACACAAGUCUUCUUCCUCCUUCACUCCGUUCAUCGACCCACGCCUCCUCCAAGUCUCCCCAUCCACCGGCAGCGCCCUCAACAACAUCGGCUACGGGCCUAACGACGCUCGGCUGGCAGAGGCGCUGAGGGCCGACCCAUCUCGGAAGGGCUCCGUGGUCAACGUAAACCCGGUCAACACUCGCCCGCAGAGCGACACGCCGGAGAUCCGCAAAUACAAGAAGAGGUUCAACUCUGAGAUCCUGUGUGCUGCACUCUGGGGAGUGAACCUGUUGGUGGGAACAGAGAGCGGUCUGAUGCUGUUGGAUCGCAGCGGUCAGGGAAAGGUUUACCCUCUGAUCAGCAGACGGCGCUUCCAGCAGAUGGACGUCCUGGAGGGACUCAACGUCCUGGUCACUAUAUCAGGUAAGAAGAACAAGCUCCGUGUGUACUACCUGUCCUGGCUGCGGAACAAGAUCCUGCACAAUGACCCUGAGGUGGAGAAGAAACAGGGUUGGACCACCGUAGGAGACCUGGAGGGCUGCGUCCACUACAAUGUUGUGAAAUAUGAGAGGAUCAAGUUCUUGGUUCUGGCUCUGAAGAAUUCAGUGGAGGUCUACGCCUGGGCUCCCAAACCCUACCACAAGUUCAUGGCCUUCAAGUCUUUCGGUGACCUGGUGCACAAGCCCCUGCUGGUGGACCUCACUGUGGAGGAAGGACAGAGGUUAAAGGUCAUCUACGGCUCAAGUUCAGGCUUCCAUGCCGUGGACGUCGACUCUGGGGCCGUCUACGACAUCUACCUGCCUACACACAUCCAGACCCACAUCCAGUCUCACGCCAUCAUCAUCCUUCCCAACACUGACGGCAUCGAGCUGCUGGUGUGCUACGAGGACGAGGGCGUUUAUGUCAACACCUAUGGACGCAUCACCAAAGACGUGGUGCUGCAGUGGGGGGAGAUGCCAACCUCAGUGGCCUACAUUCGUUCCAACCAGAUCAUGGGUUGGGGGGAAAAGGCCAUAGAGAUCCGCUCGGUGGAGACGGGCCACCUGGACGGCGUCUUUAUGCACAAGAGAGCCCAGAGACUCAAGUUCCUCUGUGAAAGAAAUGACAAGGUGUUCUUCGCCUCCGUUCGGUCUGGAGGCUCCAGCCAGGUCUACUUCAUGACUCUGGGCCGAAGCAACCUGCUCAGCUGGUAGAGGUCCACGCCCCGCCCUCUUCCUCCUCCUUCUCCUCAUUGUCCUCCACCCUCGCUAACACUGGAUCUCAGAACCCACCGUCGAUGUCUUGUCAGAACCUCGGACAACCAAAAAGAGAACAAAAUCCACAACCAACCAGCCCUUUUGAAGUGUCAACCAGCCCUUUUGAAGUGUCAACAACAAUGACUUCACCUUUCCCCCGGAGCUGCAGCCGUGCUGCGCCCGAGCUCCGGGGCCGCCUGCGACACAGCGUCACAACCGGUCAAGUCACGCAGUCGUCGCCCACCCUGAAAUACCUGAAGUGAUGAAAUCAAUGAUUAAUAAAUAUAUGAAUGAAAGUAGAAAAUAAAUUAAAUGUGAAUUUAAGAAAAGGGGGAAAACUGCUUUUAGUUUCCCGCUCCGUUUUCUUGGUGCUCAUCAGAUUGCGAUGGGAUAGUUUUUAUUUUAUUUUUUAAACAUAAUUUCCGUGCCCCUGGGCGCGUCAGUCAGCUUGAGGUCUUCUAACUACUAGUACUGCUACUACUACUGCUACUACCUUCUGCAGGUCUGCCUCUUGUAAGAGAGUUCCCGCUCCGCCCGCGUUCCCGCCCUCCGCCCUUUCAUACGAGCGCUUCAUGAGGCCGGUGGGGGGGGGGGUCUGUUGUAUUAAUGCUACAGUAGUGUGUGUACAUGUACUUCUGUUCGGUCCACUUACUGCUGACAUGCUGGUUAGAGGUUGAGACUGUCAGCCGGGGGGGAAUUGUAAAAAAUCCCGGAGCCAGUGGGACGAGAGGCGAGAGGCGCCUGAUGUUUGAGGUUCUACUGUAAGUCUGAUGGAUGGGACUCGACAGGCGGGUGUGUGUGUGUGUGUGUGUGUCGUUGAAGUAUUGUGUUGUUUGGACAGGUGCUUUAAAAAAAAAAAGGGGGACGACAGAGAGAGAGAGAGAGAGAGAGAGAGAGAGAGAGAGAGAGAGAGAGAGAGAGAGAGAGAGAGAGAGAGAGAGAGAGAGAGAGAGAGAGACGCUGAAGCAGACGGAUUUCAGAAUAGUAUUUUUUGAAUUAUUACUAUUAUUAUUCCUUGAAGAUAAGUGUAACUAUGUGGAGUAAAACAUGUCUUUUAACUUGUUUUUUAAGAUUUACGCACAUCCACUCAGCUUUCACUCUGAACCCGCAGAAGAAGAAAGUGAUGUGGGUGUGGUCCAAAACAUUUAAUGAAAUACAAAAAGAAAAGGUGUCUAUGUACAAUAAAAAGUUCAUUAAAUCUUCCAGAUAGUGUCAUGUUUUUCCCCCACCAGUCAAACAUGACCACCUUUACUCGUCUCGUGCUCGGAGGUCAGCCAAUGUCUCCGAACUCGAGAAUCUCAAACUGCUGUGAAUAGUCGGAUAUAAAAUGAAAAGAGAGAGAUGAUAAAGUACAGGAGCAAGUUCAGGAUGUGCGCGUCUGGUCGGAGAGUUCAGUGUCAUCAACAAAUAGUUUUUUUUGUUAGGUGGCAGAGAGAUAAACGCUUGGUCAGCAGGUCAGCUUCAGCAGAGAAGUUUGUUUUCUGGAAGGCGAUUCUUCCAUUUCAUUAUUUCCAAAUCACGUCAUCUUUCAUUUUGUAUUAUUUGUAAGAAUGCAAUGCACUAAGUGUCAAGAAUGUAGAAAGACGUAUUACUGUGUGGUGGUCCAAGGCAUGAGAUGAUGUUUUUGCUUUGUAUCUUGUCACAAGUGAUCAAUCCUAGAUGUUCAAUUUCCAGUAAAGACAAUUGAAAGCUGCAGCAGCAGAGCCUCCAAGUCAGAUGUAGAUACUUCCUGUGGGGGGGGUGUUUUCUGGCAUCCUGCGAGUUCUGCUCGCGCCUGUCAGACGAGGACGUAAACCUGAUCAACGCUCAGACUUUUAGUGUUACUGUGACAGUAACACAAAUGGAGCAGAACCUUGUCCUCACUCGGCCCCCACUUCCUGCUCCGGCUGUUAUUUAAGUUGUCUGUAUAUGUGAAAGACUGGGCAGCGAACUGCAGCAUGCAUCUCCUUCAGGACAUCUCAUGCGCUGGACUUUCCUCGGUUUCCACAGCGACUCUGAAAGAUUGAACAUUGCUCACUGGAGAAAUGUGCAAAGGAGAGUCCAACUUGUGACCUGACGUCACGUGGGUCACGCGAGUUUACCUCGGGUGUGUUGCUCCACUGACGGUAACAAUAACACGCCGUGUUUUUGACGAGGUCACCGUCAGUAACUUUUACCUCCCUUCUUACAGAAAAGCCGAUCGGACCCCCCAAUGCUGUGUCGUCUGAGGUCUGUGUGUGCAGUAGUACCCAGUGUGUGUCUCUUAUUGCAUCAAGGCCUUGAUGAGUGGCUGUAUUGACUUCAUGGAGAAAAAUAAAUCGUGGUUAUAUUGAUAUUCUUCAUGGGCUAAAAAGAUGAGAGAGAAAGCGGUUCAUUGGACAACGUGCCGAGAAGGCAACAUUUAAAACGUGUAAACCUAUUGUUAUGAAAACCACUACUUGGAAAUCCUUCAAAAAAAAACCUAAAAAAAAAUCACUUGAAGCAUUGUGUAUUCUUAAGUUUUAGAGCUAGUCGGAAAGCUUAACAAUAGUUUCUGUUUCUGUAAGUAUGUACACGUAAAUAUGCGACUGCGGUGGUUUAAUAUUAUUACGCUCACCAUAGGUGGAGAAAUGUUUACAGAGGCAAUGUUUUGUUACACUAAUGUGCAUCACAAUAUUUAUGUUUAAUGCAUACAAGUCUUCUUUAAUUCUUUGUUUUUGAGCCCGGUUAUUAUUGGAUAUUUUCUUUUUUCUUCUUCAUCCCCCCCACCACACUAAAUAACCUACUUACAAAACAAUAACGAACACACGUGUUGUUCAUUUCAGGUAUUCACAUAGCGCUGCUUCGACGUGGAAACGUUGCAGUAAGUUCCCUGCAGGCUUGGAUGUGAGGCGACGUGUUUUCCCUCUGCUGUUUCUGCCAUGCUACUCUAACUUAUGUCCUCUCUGUGUGUGACAGGAAGUCAUGUAGUGACAGGAAGUCAUGUAGUCCUGAAGGCUUUUUUUCUUUGAAUAAACUUUAAAAGUAAUUUUAAAA